Messenger RNA from Endocarpon pusillum Z07020, 2634 nucleotides. RefSeq lists its product as uncharacterized. Lineage: Eukaryota; Fungi; Ascomycota; Eurotiomycetes; Verrucariales; Verrucariaceae. The transcript has 2 exons. Gene Ontology annotation, molecular function: carboxypeptidase activity. Bases 1 to 2634 code for a protein of 877 amino acids. The record is from RefSeq and is a predicted model, not a curated record.
AUGGGGGACGAGAAGGACUCACAACGAUACGAAGCCUUAGCAAUUCCAUCAUAUGAAGAGGCGACAUCCUCACGCCCUACUUCUUCACACCUACGGCUUGGGCCUGAAGAGAUCAGUGAUGACGCGGAAAGGCAAGGCCUCCUUCGCUAUUCUCCCCAGUCCCGCACGCAAUCACCCAAUGGCUACCAGCCUCCAACGGUUGAAUCUGCAAGAUCGAGCCUCGACCUACCUCCUUCAGUUGAUGGCUCCGAACGACGCUCGGCCGAGGAACUACGACAUGAAAUGGAACAAUUGGAAGUGGAGGAGGCAGAUAAUGACAAUGGAUCGCAUCGGUCGCUGCUGACGAACCGCUUCUCCAAAAGCAUCACAAGCUUUACGAAUUCAAUAUCUUCGCUUCAUCUCCCUUUCCGCCAAUAUCUCCCUUCCUUCUCCCUUCCUCGUAUACGACCUGGAUCGUGGGUUCGAGCCGAGCAUACUCGCUUUGUCAUAUUUGGGCGCAUUUUUGGCGCAUUCCUGAUCAUUUCCGUGGUAUAUUUACUGGUUGCAUCUGAUGUACUAUCGAUAGGCGCAAGAAGGUCAGUUGGCGAGGUUUACGAUCCCGAAAGUAUUAGGUUGUACAUUCAGAACCAUAUGAACGAAAAUGGGGACAUACAGCAGUAUUUGGAAUAUCUAACCAGAGAUGUACACAUGGCUGGGACCAAAGGGAACCUCUUCUAUGCGGAGUGGAUCAAAGAUUUAUUCGAAGCUGCUUCUCUGGAAGAUGUUGCGCUGGAGAGGUUUGACGUUUACCUCAACUACCCUACAGACAACGGGCGGAGGGUAGCAAUUGUACAGCCAGUAGAAAAGACUUGGGAAGCCAUGCUUGAGGAAGAUGCCAUUCAUCAGAGUAGUCCACAAACAUAUUCACCGGUAUUUCAUGGUCAUUCGAGAACUGGAAACGUCACUGGGCCUCUCAUCUAUGCCAAUUAUGGAUCCAAGGACGACUUUAACUGGUUGGAGCGACAAGGAAUCUCGUUAGUGGGUGCUAUAGUUAUUGUUCGUUAUGGUGGAACACAAGGCGACCGUGCGUUGAAGGUCAAGGCUGCAGAGCUUGCUGGAGCCGCUGGAUGCAUUAUCUACUCAGACCUCGAACCCAACGGCGAAGUAUGGCCUGACGGCAGGUUCAUGCCUCUUGAUGGUGUCCAACGUGGAGCUGUAUCACUUAUGUCCUGGGUGGUUGGUGACGUGUUGUCACCUGGUUGGGCAUCAACUCCUGGCGAGAAGAAACGACUUUCGCCCGAGGAGAGCACUGGGCUGGUUAGGAUACCAUCUCUUCCAAUCUCCUGGCGUGAUGCAAAGCAUUUGCUAGAGGCGAUCCAGGGUUAUGGCAAAGAACCCCCACAAGACUGGCAAGGUGGUUCCUUAGCAAAUGAAUAUUGGACGGGGAACCAGAACUCACCAAUGGUGAAUCUCAUGAACAUGCAAGAUGAAGUCAUUCGCGAGCCCAUUCACAAUGUGCUUGGACGGAUCUCUGGCUGGGAGCAGACCGAAAAGAAAGUCAUAAUUGGCAAUCAUCGUGAUGCGUGGUGCGUAGGAGGUGCUGAUCCGGGGUCUGGCACAGCUAUCAUGCUUGAGGUAGUGCGUAUUUUUGGUGAGCUUCGAAAGCUUGGAUGGAGACCUCUGAGGACGAUUGAGUUUGCAAGCUGGGACGGUGAAGAAUACAAUCUAAUUGGCAGCACCGAACAUGUGGAAAACCGUCAAGACGAGCUGCGGCGCGAUGGAUAUGCGUAUAUUAAUGUCGACGUCGGCGUGAGUGGAUCUGACUUCUGGGCAGCCGCUUCGCCUCUAUAUGAACGGGCGCUUCUUCGAGUUUUGGAUCGGACAUCUGACCCAACGACAAAUCGGACUCUCCGCAACCUGUGGGAUGCUAAACACGCUAGUCUCGAAGGUCUUGGUGCUGGGAGCGAUUAUGUUGCUUUCCAGGAUAUCGCCGGCACGUCUUCCAUUGAUUUCGGAUUUCGAGGUCAAUCUUUUCCCUACCAUAGCUGCUACGACAAUUAUGAGUGGAUGAUCAAAUUCGGUGACCCAUCCUUUGGACACCACACUGUCAUGGGUCAAAUCUGGGCGCUGUUAGCGCUCGAGAUUGCCAACAAGCCGAUAUUGCCAUUCGAUAUGGAGGAUUACGCCAAGUAUGUGGAGGGUUAUGUCAAUGAUCUUGAACAAUAUGUCCGAACAAAGGAGAAAGAUGCCAGUGUACCAAACGCAUUGAAUUUCAGGGUGCUGCACGAUACAGCUGCCGAGUUCAAGACGGAAGCACAUACCUUUCAGGAUUGGGCGCGAGCAUGGACAGACGUGGUAUUUUCUGGGGGUGGAUUUGAAAACAACGUGAUGGCUAUUAAGCGGAUGAGUCACAACAAUCGAAUGGCAAACUUUGAGACUCAUUUACUUGAUCUGGAAGAGGGUGGCGGUCUUCCAAAUCGUACACAGUUCAAACACGUGUUCUUUGCACCACAGGCAUGGUCAGGUUACGACGAGGCAUUCUUUCCCAGCAUCCGGGAUGCUGUUGAUGUCGGUGAUUGGGAAGCGGCUCAAAAAGAAGUCAAUAAAGUUGCGGAUAUCUUUGGCAAGGCUGUUCACAAACUGAACCAUAAUUGA